Messenger RNA from Oenanthe melanoleuca, 7100 nucleotides. RefSeq names its product diphosphoinositol pentakisphosphate kinase 2 (gene PPIP5K2). NCBI's taxonomy places the organism in Eukaryota, Metazoa, Chordata, Aves, Passeriformes, Muscicapidae. The coding region runs from base 2057 to 5809 and encodes 1250 amino acids. Gene Ontology annotation, biological process: inositol phosphate biosynthetic process; inositol metabolic process. The record is from RefSeq and is a predicted model, not a curated record. Gene Ontology annotation, molecular function: inositol hexakisphosphate kinase activity; 5-diphosphoinositol pentakisphosphate 1-kinase activity; diphosphoinositol pentakisphosphate kinase activity. Gene Ontology annotation, cellular component: cytosol. The transcript is spliced from 31 exons.
AGCACAGAGCAGCGGUCUGUUUUGUUACUAUUAUGUAUGUAUAUGUGCAGAGUCGUGUAACAGAUGAGUGGUGCUUAUGAUUCUUUGUUAUUUGUUUGAUAAAUUCCACAAUGUAAAUGUCACCGUUUUGAUAUAAUGGCAUUUUAAAAAGUUGUUUUACUGAGUGGUGGGUAAUUUAAAAAUAUUUUGUACUAUUUAAUGUAUGAUGUGUUGUCUUUUUUUCUUGAGAUAACUGAUAAGAAGCACUUUUUCUACAGUUUUGUUCCAUUAGUUUCCAUUAGUGUGCAGUAUAGAAAAUGUAUAUUUGAUCUUCUGAUGGCUGCAGAGACAAUGAAGAAACUCUGGUGAAAUGCUUCUGUUUGUACAGGAGUUGAAUAUGUUCUUAUUAGUAUUCAAAAUGUGAUCGUUAAAACUUUGAACCUGUUUUUUAUGACUGCUGAGACCACUGCUGCUGUGUUGAGCUGAUUUGUUGCUGAUAGUUACUGGAAUAGUAAUCUUUAUUAUGGUCUAUGUAAAUAUGAGGAACUGGAUUCCUGAGCUGCUGAAACAUGUGGAAUGGGGACAUGAAAACUGUGGAUAUAUAUCUGUUAACACAGUGAGGACUAGAUUUUGGUUUAUUCUUUCAGAAUAUACUUUGGAAUUCCUUUAGAAUAUUCUUGUGAAAAUUAAGAGAUGUUCUGUUAAAAAAAAAAAUCUGUAGAUUACCAUGGAGGUAAGCAGAAAACUUGGAAUGCAGGGCACAUGCUAUCAAAAUCUCCGAUUUUAUAUACUUAGAAUGCUGUUUUAUUCUUUUUUGGGAGUUUAUUUUUUGAGGGUUUUUUUUUUUGUCCUUUUGGCCAAGACAUCAUGUUGCAGAUGGCCAUACAUUUGGUUGAAAGGCCUUUUAAGAACACCAGUACAAAAAAAGUGAAGAUUUUUAAAUCUAUAAGCUAUGAAAAAGAAGCCUUGUGUAAUAGGCGAGGUUUAAACAGAACAUAGUCUAGUUAAUUUUACCUGGAGAGAUCAUAGCAUGGUGGGAGGUUGUUGUCUGGAUGUUAUUCAUUCUAUCUCUUUGGAAAUAGGUCAGUGUAUCUUCCAACAUAAAGCUUUGAGUUUUAACUUGCUUACAGUGCAGUCAUUCAUGGCUGAGAUGAGUACAUAAUUGUCUAACAUUCACUGUCUAAUGAGGCUUAUGCUCACGCACCAAGUGCAAGAUCUAACAUAAAGUAUCUCUGCCCCUUAUAUUGCUGCUGCUGCUCACUUCUUAAUACAGAAAGAGGGCUGUGGAAAGACUUGCAUGCUCGAGGGUUUGAAAAGGUGUGCCAGGGAAGAGCAGGGCUUUCCCUUGAAAUGGAGCUAAUAAAUCACCCCUCUGAAUUAGUAUAAUUUUGAAAUUAAGGGGCUCUCAGGCAAAGAUUUAGGGAUAGGAACAAUAGUUCUUUACUAGUAUAUCUAACAAGAGAAACAAAACAACGACUAUAAAAUUAGCAACAAACAGAACUGUAACUCAGUUCCAGUCCUUCUCGGAAUGCAGGCACUUUAACUUUGGUGCAGUUACUGUCACCACUGGCAGUGAGGUCUGGCAGAUUCCUGGUGGACAGGGGCAGAUGUGAUGAUCCCCCACAGCUGCAGGGGUGUUGGGGGUGAUGGCAGCUGUGUCCCAGAUGGGAAGAGAUGGAAGAGAGGCAGGACGCUUGGAAAACGGCAAACUGAAGUAGGAGGACGUCCAAGCAGGCGUGCUGGGUCCAGCAACAGAAGAGGCAGCUCCCGGUGUUGGGAUGGUAGUGCUAGCAGCAACACCUUUGUCCUCUGAAGCCAAAAGUUAAAAAGUCAUACCAUCUCAGGGAAGUAGCAGCACAUUGUGGGUUUCUUGGAGCAGCAACUCUAAUCAGUUAUGAGCAGAUGAUAACAAGUUAAACAGUGCCUGGUAAACAAUGCAAUCACGGUGGCAAGCCUGCACAAGCAACAUCAAAGAGCAGAGGACUUUGGUGUUCCCAAGUCAGUAGGAAACAUGCCCAGGAUCUCACCUGUCAGAGUGCCUGCAAUUUUUACCUAGAUUUCUAUAGGUCUUGUAACCAUGUCUGUUAAUGCGACAGAGAAUGAUCCUCCCAGAUUCUUUGUAGGUGGAGAAGAUGGAGAAGGAUUGUUGGAUUCAGCCAGAUCUACAGAUUAUGAACACUUCUAUGACCAUGGGGAAGAAGAGGAGGAAGAGUAUGAUUCUCCACCGGAAAGACAAAUCGCAGUUGGGAUUUGUUCAAUGGCUAAGAAAUCAAAGUCCAAACCAAUGAAAGAAAUUCUUGAACGCCUCUCCAUGUUUAAGUAUAUAACUGUAGUGAUAUUUGAAGAGGAUGUUAUUUUGAAUGAGCCAGUAGAAAAUUGGCCUUUAUGCGACUGUCUCAUUUCUUUUCACUCUAAAGGGUUUCCACUGGACAAAGCAGUAGCCUAUGCAAAACUCAGGAAUCCAUUCAUAAUCAAUGACUUGAAUAUGCAGUAUCACAUACAAGACAGAAGAGAAGUCUAUAGUAUUCUUAAAGCUGAAGGCAUUUUACUUCCUCGCUAUGCAGUUCUGAACCGUGAUCCAAACAAUCCCCAAGAAUGCAACUUGAUUGAAGGAGAAGAUCAUGUAGAAGUGAAUGGAGAAAUUUUCCAGAAGCCCUUUGUAGAAAAGCCAGUUAGUGCUGAGGACCACAAUGUUUAUAUUUAUUAUCCAACAUCUGCUGGAGGUGGAAGCCAGAGGCUCUUUCGAAAGAUUGGCAGCAGAAGCAGUGUUUAUUCUCCUGAAAGCAGUGUGAGAAAAACAGGCUCCUAUAUUUAUGAGGAAUUCAUGCCCACAGAUGGAACUGAUGUGAAGGUGUACACAGUAGGUCCAGACUAUGCUCAUGCUGAGGCCCGAAAGUCUCCAGCUCUGGAUGGCAAAGUAGAAAGAGACAGCGAAGGAAAAGAAGUGAGAUACCCAGUCAUCCUGAAUGCAAGAGAGAAGUUAAUUGCUUGGAAAGUAUGCCUUGCCUUUAAGCAAACAGUUUGUGGCUUUGAUUUGCUACGUGCUAAUGGACAGUCCUAUGUUUGUGAUGUGAAUGGCUUCAGUUUUGUGAAAAACUCCAUGAAAUACUAUGAUGAUUGUGCUAAGAUACUGGGAAAUAUCAUAAUGAGAGAACUUGCUCCCCAGUUUCAAAUACCGUGGUCAAUUCCUUUGGAAGCUGAAGACAUUCCAAUUGUGCCAACUACCUCUGGAACAAUGAUGGAGCUUAGAUGUGUUAUAGCUGUAAUACGCCACGGGGAUCGAACACCGAAGCAAAAAAUGAAAAUGGAAGUAAAACAUCAGAGAUUUUUUGAUCUCUUUGAAAAAUGUGAUGGAUAUAAAUCUGGAAAACUGAAACUGAAGAAACCAAAACAGUUGCAGGCAAUGCUUGAUAUAGCAAGGCAGCUCCUUGUAGAACUUGGGCAAAACAAUGAUUCUGAGAUUGAAGAAAGUAAAGCAAAACUUGAACAGCUAAAGACUGUGUUAGAAAUGUAUGGGCAUUUUUCAGGCAUAAAUCGCAAAGUUCAAUUAACAUAUCUUCCUCAUGGCUGCCCUAAGACUUCAAGUGAAGAGGAAGAUAAUAGAAGAAAUGAGCCAUCCCUGCUUCUGGUUCUAAAAUGGGGAGGAGAGUUGACCCCUGCAGGCAGGGUUCAAGCAGAGGAGCUUGGAAGAGCUUUCAGGUGUAUGUAUCCAGGCGGACAAGGAGAUUAUGCUGGAUUUCCUGGAUGUGGUUUACUUAGAUUACACAGCACUUACCGACAUGAUCUCAAAAUCUACGCUUCUGAUGAGGGACGAGUUCAGAUGACUGCAGCAGCUUUUGCAAAGGGACUACUGGCCUUAGAGGGAGAGCUGACUCCUAUUCUUGUCCAGAUGGUAAAAAGUGCUAAUAUGAAUGGUCUAUUGGACAGUGACAGUGAUUCUUUAAGCAGCUGUCAACAUCGUGUUAAAGCAAGGCUCCAUGAAAUUCUCCAGAGAGACAGAGAAUUUACUGCUGAUGACUAUGAUAAGCUCACUCCAUCUGGAAGCAUCUCACUGAUAAAAUCAAUGCAGGUUAUUAAAAAUCCUGUAAAGACAUGUGACAAGGUCUAUUACUUGAUCCAGAGUUUGACUUCUCAGAUCAGGCAGAGAAUGGAAGACCCAAAGUCUGCAGAUAUUCAGCUGUACCACAGUGAAACUCUAGAACUGAUGUUGCGCAGGUGGGCCAAGUUGGAAAAAGACUUCAAAACAAAAAAUGGAAGAUAUGAUAUUAGCAAAAUUCCUGAUAUUUAUGACUGUAUAAAAUACGAUGUACAACACAAUGGAUCCUUAAAAUUAGAAAACACGAUGGAAUUAUAUAGGCUUUCAAAGGCUUUAGCUGACAUUGUAAUUCCUCAGGAAUAUGGUAUUUCUAAAGCAGAGAAAUUGGAGAUUGCCAAAGGUUACUGCACUCCUCUAGUCAGAAAAAUUCGUUCUGACCUUCAGAGAACUCAAGAUGAUGACACUGUUAAUAAGCUUCACCCUCUCUACUCCAGGGGUGUUAUGUCCCCAGAACGCCAUGUUCGUACUCGGCUAUAUUUCACCAGUGAGAGUCACGUCCACUCCCUGUUAUCUACCCUUCGUUAUGGUGCCUUAUGUGAUGAAUCAAAAGAUGAACAAUGGAAACGAGCUAUGGAUUACUUAAAUGUGGUCAAUGAACUCAAUUACAUGACACAGAUUGUCAUCAUGCUUUAUGAGGAUCCAAACAAGGAACUUUCUUCGGAAGAACGUUUUCAUGUAGAGCUGCAUUUCAGUCCAGGAGCUAAAGGCUGUGAAGAAGAUAAAAAUUUACCAUCUGGAUAUGGAUACAGACCUGCCUCCAGAGAGAAUGAAGGCUCAAAGAAAACCUCUCAUAGAAAUGAUAGUGAUGAGGAGGUGCACGCUUAUAAGAGAGAUGAAACAGAUCGAUCAGUAGUGAUGUUCAAGCCGAUGGUAUCAGACCCGAUCCACAUACACAGAAAGUCGCCCCUUCCGAGAUCCAGGAAGAUUGGUUCUGUUGAAGAAGAGAGCCCCCUGAGUGUGUCUAGCCCAGAGUGUAUUGGUACCUGGCUGCAUUACACCAGUGGUGUGGGUACUGGGCGUCGAAGACGCAGAUCAGGGGAACAAAUCACUUCUUCCCCUGUCUCCCCUAAAUCACUGGCUUUCACAUCCAGUAUUUUUGGCUCAUGGCAACAGGUCUUAUCAGAAAGCAAUAGUAACUUACGAACACCAAGAACUAUUCUGGAACAAAAGCAGAGUGGUCUAGGGUCUCACUGUGCGGGCCUGUUUAGCACCUCAGUGCUCGGGGGUUCUUCAAGUGCACCUAACCUACAGGAUUAUGCUCGUACGCAUCGUAAAAAGCUGACUUCUUCUGGCUUCAUAGAUGACACCACACGCGGUUCUGCUGUUAAAAGGUUUUCUAUCUCAUUUGCUCGACACCCAACCAAUGGUUUUGAACUGUAUUCCAUGGUGCCUUCUAUUUGCCCUUUGGAAACUCUACACAAUUCCUUGUCUCUGAAGCAGGUGGAUGAAUUUCUUGCUUCUGUUGCUGCUCCAUCAAGGGAAAAUCUACAGGAGACAUCUUCUCCAACUCAGAUGAUGCCCCUUUCAGGAAGAAAAAUUUCUUUAAAUACAUUUACCCCUGCAAAAAUUCAACCAACUCCACUUGAAACUUUGCCUGAAAGGCUAGUGGUAGAGAAAUUAACUUUAUCUACCCUUGGAUGUCCUGUAUCUAAUGUAUCUCAUACUAAAUCAUCUCUUGAAGAGGCCUCACUAGAUGCAGAACUUUGUGGUGAAACUGUUUCUGAGAAGAAAUGAUCAGACAAAACUGUAAACAACUUCUUAAAUGGUUCUUUAGUGUGCAUUUAAGCAAAUUACUGAGCUGUCAAAAGCCAUUCAUGUCUGCAUCUGCAAUUCAUAGUGCACUUAAGAAUCUUUAUACAUGGUUAGAUAAUGUGCACAGUGUUUAGGUCAUUUCUAAAACAUUUCAGGAAAUACAUUUUACAGUUUAAUGAACCGCACAUCUUUUAAUGGACAAGCUGCACAUGAAUCUUUUCUGUGUCUUCAAAUAUCUACUGUAAACCUGUACAAAAAUAAAAUGGUAUGUGUAACAGCAGCUGUGUUGAUGUCGCAUUUCAUUACAUCUACUGAUGUAAUGAAAGCAUUGUCUGUUGUCAUCAUAAAUGUCUGUUUUCAGGUGUUUAUAAUCUCCCUGUGAAUUUCUUCUGUGUGCUGAAACGUAACAGGCAUCUUGACUAUUUUUUAAUUUAACUAAAUUUCCAAAGAGAUCUCUUUUCCUUGGUUUGGAUAUAAGCAGAUAUUUUCUACAUUUUAAUUAUUUGUUUUAUAUAUGCUGCAAUAAUUAGGCAUGAUGAAGCAAGUUCAUGUAUCAGCACUUUUAAUGACUUUUUUUUCCUGUGUUUACAUUUUACAUCAAACCUGUAACAUUCAAAUGUACUGUCUUGUAUACAGGUGCCUGUAUAUCAUCUAGCAGAUAAAACUGUCUUUUAUAUGUUUUUACCAAAAUCUUCUAUUGCUUACUAAAAAAGACAGUUUUAUUUUCUUUGCCAUGUGUUUCUAGAAAAAGGGGAUAUUUAAAAGGUUUUGUAGAAGGAGAAAUGGUUACAGCUGGUCUGCUACUAGGUUUACUCUAAAUAUUGUAAAUAUUCCAUCUAUGCUUUAUCAUCCUUUCAGCAUAGAGAAAGCUUGCAGACUACCAGCAUUCAGUGCAUACUGUUCCAAAAUAUUCAGGAUUCAUCAUGGCCUGGGAAUUUUCAUACCCUUCUCCUUCCAAUCUAGGUAGUUGACAGCAGCUCUCAAAAAAAACCCCAAAAACAAACAAAAAAUUCUACACAAACAAACCAAAAAAACAACCAACCAAAAAACCAAAAAAAACAAAAAAAAAAAAAAAAAAGAGCAUUUUAUAAGAGAUGAAAGAAGCAUUUCUAAAUUGGUGGAACAUGGAGUUAUGGUGUUAUUUAGAAUUAUCCAGUCUUAAGCAAUUGUUGUAAUUUUUUUUCUGUGGCAUGAAGAAUUACUGGGUUAUGAGUAUCCCAAAUUUUGAAAAUAUAGACCACUUCUUUAAGUUCAAGUGGUUAAAUAUUAAGAA